Messenger RNA from Daucus carota subsp. sativus, 1902 nucleotides. RefSeq lists its product as uncharacterized. Gene Ontology annotation, molecular function: dipeptidyl-peptidase activity; serine-type exopeptidase activity. The record is from RefSeq and is a predicted model, not a curated record. Lineage: Eukaryota; Viridiplantae; Streptophyta; Magnoliopsida; Apiales; Apiaceae. Bases 203 to 1726 code for a protein of 507 amino acids. The transcript is spliced from 10 exons. Gene Ontology annotation, biological process: proteolysis.
GACAUGAAUAUAGACUGUAGUCCACCACAUAAGGUCCAACAGGGCAUCAAAAAGGUUGGCCUGGCCUAUCAUCAGCUAAUAACCUUCUCAGUGUCUCAUACUUUGUAAAUAGGUUGGUUACUUUUAAGAGAUUCUCCCCCUCUUUCUAUCAUCUCUGGUGUUUUUGUUACCAAUUGGUAUUCUCAAAAGUAUAGGUAGAAAAAUGAGGGUCUUACAAUUCUCAUGCAGUUUAAUCUUCCUUCUUUUGUGCUCUGCUCUUUGUUUAUCGUAUGCAGCUCCAAGAUUUCCUGGUUCGGUCAUUAAGCCUGAACAAAUAUCUUCCUCUACGGUAGCAAAAUCCGAAAAUGAGUUGUACAAAACUAAGUAUUUCACCCAAAUACUUGAUCACUUUAACUAUAGUCCACAGAGUUACCAUAAGUUUCAACAGAGAUAUCUGAUCAAUGAUACUUAUUGGGGUGGAGCCAAGAAGAAUGCCCCAAUCUUUGUUUACACAGGAAACGAAGGCGAUAUCGAAUGGUUUACUCAGAACACUGGCUUUAUGUUCGACAUUGCCCCACAGUUCAAAGCUCUCCUAGUUUUCAUUGAGCAUAGGUUUUAUGGGAAAUCUAUUCCUUAUGGAGGUAAUAAAGAAGUAGCUUACGCGAAUUCAAGCACACUUGGACAUUUAAGUUCUACACAGGCAUUGGCGGAUUAUGCCACAAUAAUCAUUGAUCUCAAAAAGAAUUUGUCUGCAACUGAUUCUCCGGUUGUCGUGUUUGGAGGCUCCUAUGGAGGAAUGCUGGCGGCGUGGUUUAGGCUGAAGUACCCACAUGUAGCACUUGGAGCUUUGGCAUCUUCAGCACCAAUCCUCAAUUUCGAAGAUAUAACUUCACCAUAUAGUUUUGCCAACAUCAUCACUCAAGACUUCAGGAGUGAAAGUGAAAACUGUUACAAAGUGAUCAAAGGGUCCUGGCAAAAAAUUGAAGACACUGCUAAACAGCCCGGAGGACUCGACUUGCUUCAGAAAUCAUUUCACAUAUGCAAGAAUACUAUUGGUGCUGAUUCUCUUAGCGGUUGGCUUAGCACGGCAUUCGUUUACACGGGGAUGACAGAUUAUCCAACUCCUUCUAAUUUCCUUAAUCCAAUGCCAGCUUAUCCAGUCAAGCAGAUGUGCAAAGCAAUAGAUAACCCGGUCCAUGGAAAUGACACUUUUGCAAAGUUAUAUGCUGCUGCUAAUAUCUACUACAACUACACCGGCCAUGCCAAAUGUUUUGAUCUUGAUGAUCAUUCUGAUCCUCACGGCCUUGACGAAUGGAGCUGGCAGGCUUGCACAGAGAUGGUAAUGCCAACAGAUGGGAGCAAUGAGGAGAGCAUAUUUCCAGUGAGCGAACCGAGCUACAAGGAUUGGGCCGAAUCAUGCCACGAUUAUUAUGGUGUUUGGCCCAGACCCAACUGGAUUACCACCGAGUUUGGAGGCCAUGAUAUCAAAAGAGUUUUGAAGCGAUUCGGGAGCAAUAUUAUAUUUUUUAAUGGACUCAGAGAUCCUUGGAGCGGUGGAGGGGUACUAGAGGAUAUCUCUAAAACCAUAAUAGCUAUAGUUGCAAAAGAAGGGGCUCACCAUGUAGACCUGAGGUAUGCAACUAAAGAAGAUCCAGAAUGGCUAAAAGAAAUAAGGAGCAGAGAAAUCAAAAUCAUUACGAAAUGGCUCUCCCAAUACUACACAAGCUUGUUCCAUCUUUCUCGCUAAUUUAUUUUGUCUCGUGCAAACAUAGAUAUGCACGAACUUUUUAAAUUAAAUAAUUAAGGAUCAAGAGUAAAACAAUUUCUUUUGAGAUGGAAGAUAUAUAAAAAUGUUAUAUAACAAUCUUAAAAAUUGCCUGAACAGAUACUGCACAAGUAUCCGUUCUUACGAGUUACGAAUUA